This is a messenger RNA of Dibothriocephalus latus, 921 nucleotides long. Lineage: Eukaryota; Metazoa; Platyhelminthes; Cestoda; Diphyllobothriidea; Diphyllobothriidae. The record is from the annotation of a GenBank genome assembly.
UACGAGCUGCGUGAGGACCGCCAACGCGAGGUUGUGCGCUCGAUCGGUCACCUCGAGAGCCUCAAACGCCAAAUCAUCGCAGCUCUUUCUCCGUUGACCGGCCAAUAUGGCAACAAGAACACCAGCAACACCUCUGCUGGCAACAGAGAAACGGGCGUCACCCGGACGAAGCCCCGCCUUCCGCAGCAAACAUCUACAUCGGAAGCUGAGUCUCAGACCCUAAAGGCCAGAUCCGAGGCCACCACCAACAGGAGCAAUGUUUCAGCGGCAGAUCCAGUCGCUUUCGAUGGGGACCUCCAGAGCGUUUGCGAGGACAUACGGCGCAUGGUUCUGUCGGCCCAGGGCACCUGCGUUGAUAAGCCGAAUGUCAAUUGCAGUCAGCCAUCGCUGACAGUUCCCGAUGCUGCGGGCAGCCAAGCUCUGAAGACGGAGAUUAUCGGCGAGAUGAAGGCGGAACUGCAUGCGUUUGCGCAGCAGCUGAUGCAGUAUCUGAAGUCCUCGUCAGUGCAGGUUGAGCAUUCACCUGACACCGUCAACAGUCCAGCUGAGUCCGCGACUUACUCACACCGUUCGGGUCAAGGGAGUGUUCAGGCCUGCCCCUCUAUGGAGACGCAGGGUGGUGAUCUGUGGAGGGCCGCUGGCAUGAUGACGAGAAACCAGGUGCUAUUGCCCCCAGCGUCAGCUAUGAACGUAUCUCCGGAAAAGAGGCCUGUGAAAGGUGCAGGAGGAGCCACAAACGCUGCGGAACUGCUUUCAUAUCCUUUGUCCGAACUCAGAAACCUUAUCGGGGGUGUCUCGGUACAGGCUGAACCCUUCAAACCUAUAGCUCCGCCUGCCCACGUUGUCCUCGAUGGAAGACGUGAAGGAUAUGGUGAGGGGGGCCGUCAGAGUGGCAUUCGAGCCAAAAAAAGUUCGUCUUAG